UCAUUGAUACAUGAUAUUGCUGAACCUGCAAUAGAGGAAGUUGUGAACAAACUUCCAGACACUGUUGUUUUUGUCAAGGUCUUGGUGGGGAACCGUGAAUUCUGGAAAGACAAAGAAUGCCCAUUCCGCAAAGACAAGAAAGUUCAUCUCAGCUCUCUUCCCACAAUUGUCAAAUGGAAUAACCCGGAACGGUUGGAAGGCAAUGAUUUUGCCAAUAAAGAAAUAAUCGAGAUGGCAUUUGAAGAAGAUUUAUAGCAUUCCUAAGAUAUCUUCUGAAGCAAAAUAAUGAUGUGAUACUGUCAGAUUUCUAUUAUUCAAAUAGUGUAAGAUAAAAAUGUAUUAAAAAGAUAACUUUUCGA
Molecule: messenger RNA, 359 nt
Organism: Homalodisca vitripennis (glassy-winged sharpshooter)
Lineage: Eukaryota; Metazoa; Arthropoda; Insecta; Hemiptera; Cicadellidae
Product: thioredoxin-like protein Clot
Exons: 3
Cellular component (GO): cytosol
Molecular function (GO): protein-disulfide reductase [NAD(P)H] activity
Source: RefSeq, a predicted model, not a curated record